Cavia porcellus (domestic guinea pig) is the source of this 407-nucleotide messenger RNA. RefSeq names its product defensin beta 1 (gene Defb1). Bases 137 to 340 code for a protein of 67 amino acids. The transcript is spliced from 2 exons. Gene Ontology annotation, cellular component: extracellular region. NCBI's taxonomy places the organism in Eukaryota, Metazoa, Chordata, Mammalia, Rodentia, Caviidae. Gene Ontology annotation, molecular function: CCR6 chemokine receptor binding. The record is from RefSeq and is a predicted model, not a curated record. Gene Ontology annotation, biological process: innate immune response in mucosa; defense response to Gram-negative bacterium; defense response to Gram-positive bacterium.
CACCUCCCUUUAGGGGUUGUGCAAUCCUGCAUCUCAUAAAUAGAGCCUCACCCCAGCCUCCGGAAGCCUCUGCCAGCCCAGGUCCCAAGGGAACCUCUGGUCCUCUCCAGCCUUAGGUCCCAGCCUGCAGACCGCCAUGAGGACCCACUGCCUGCUGCUGCUCGCCUUCUGCUUCCUCUUCUGCCAGAUGGCCCCAGGUACCGCUCUCACAAGUCUCGGCCACAGAUCGGACCAUUACCAGUGUGUGAGGAACGGAGGGUUCUGUUUGUACUCUGCUUGUCCCAUGUUUUCCAAAGUCGUUGGCACCUGCUACAACGGGAAGGCGAAGUGCUGCACCUGAACCUGAGUGACCGGGGCACAGCGGAAGGAUGUGAAAUACUUCUUUUAAUAAAGAAUGCUUGUUUCCA